This is a messenger RNA of Procambarus clarkii (red swamp crayfish), 1473 nucleotides long. Lineage: Eukaryota; Metazoa; Arthropoda; Malacostraca; Decapoda; Cambaridae. The record is from RefSeq and is a predicted model, not a curated record.
AUGCGCCACAAAAGCCUAAAAGUCCGAACUCGCCCCAUGGACGGCCAGACUUUCACCAAAAGCGACGUCUUGAAGAUCCUAGAAGAAGGCGCUGGCAUUACACCCAUCGAGCUUGGUCAAGAAGGGGAGAAUAUUGUGCUCUGGUUCUCUGACAGUCUCCAGCUCCUGAGGGGAAGACUUAAGGGGGAAGGAACAAGGAACUUCCUGUUUGCGGAACAAGAAACUGACGGAACAAGAAGCUCGCGGAACAAGAAGCUCGCGGAACAAGAAGCUCGCGGAACAAGAAGCUCGCGGAACAAGAAGCUCGUGGAACAAGAAGCUCGCGGAACAAGAAGCUCGCGGAACAAGAAGCUCGUGGAACAAGAAGCUGACGGAACAAGAAGCUCGCGGAACAAGAAGCUCGCGGAACAAGAAGCUCGCGGAACAAGAAGCUCGCGGAACAAGAAGCUGACGGAACAAGAAGCUGACGGAACAAGAAGCUCGCGGAACAAGAAGCUCGCGGAACAAGAAGCUCGCGGAACAAGAAGCUCGCGGAACAAGAAGCUGACGGAACAAGAAGCUCGCGGAACAAGAAGCUCGCGGAACAAGAAGCUGACGGAACAAGAAGCUCGCGGAACAAGAAGGGAGCGGAACAAGAAGGGAGCGGAACAAGAAGGGAGCGGAACAAGAAGGCAGCGGAACAAGAAGGGAGCGGAACAAGAAGGGAGCGGAACAAGAAGGGAGCGGAACAAGAAGGGAGCGGAACAAGAAGGGAGCGGAACAAGAAGGGAGCGGAACAAGAAGGGAGCGGAACAAGAAGGGAGCGGAACAAGAAGGCAGCGGAACAAGAAGGCAGCGGAACAAGAAGGCAGCGGAACAAGAAGGCAGCGGAACAAGAAGGCAGCGGAACAAGAAGGGAGCGGAACAAGAAGGGAGCGGAACAAGAAGCUCGCGGAACAAGAAGCUCGCGGAACAAGAAGCUCGCGGAACAAGAAGCUCGCGGAACAAGAAGCUCGCGGAACAAGAAGCUCGCGGAACAAGAAGCUCGCGGAACAAGAAGCUCGCGGAACAAGAAGGCAGCGGAACAAGAAGGCAGCGGAACAAGAAGGGAGCGGAACAAGAAGGGAGCGGAACAAGAAGGGAGUGGAACAAGAAGGCAGCGGAACAAGAAGGCAGCGGAACAAGAAGGCAGCGGAACAAGAAGCUCGCGGAACAAGAAGCUCGCGGAACAAGAAGGGAGCGGAACAAGAAGGGAGCGGAACAAGAAGGCAGCGGAACAAGAAGGCAGCGGGGAGUGUAUCAUGUAGACCAAGACACACUGUGGAGAGGGGCUUUAAUAGGCUUCAGGAUAAACAACAGGGUUUCAGGAGACCUUCAAUAGACUUCAGGAGAACAUUAAAAGGCUUUUGGAGAGCUUUAAUAGACUUCAUGAUGAGCAGCAGCGGGGCUUCAGGAGAGCUUCAGUGGGCUUCAGGUCAGAGAGGCCAAGUUUGA